Xenopus tropicalis (tropical clawed frog) is the source of this 1273-nucleotide messenger RNA. RefSeq lists its product as uncharacterized. The transcript has 3 exons. Lineage: Eukaryota; Metazoa; Chordata; Amphibia; Anura; Pipidae. The record is from RefSeq and is a predicted model, not a curated record. The coding region runs from base 374 to 979 and encodes 201 amino acids.
UUGAUGCUCGGCUGCUGGGAAAGCUUCAGACAGCAGAGCCUUCAGUGAAUGCUGUAACCGUGAGACCUCCAUAUGCAUAUGCUCUGCUUCAGUGGAUUUAAUUGAUUGCUCCACCACCCAAUGACUGGGUAAAUGUUUGGCCUGAAAAUGGGAAAGCCAAAUCUAAGAAGAGUUUCCUGGGUGGUAAUACACAAUUCAAGGGCUAUAAACCAGCCUAGAUAGAGUUUCUCACACCCCCACAGGAAUAAGCAAAUCAUCAGCCCUCCUUUUCAGAAGUCCUUGUGGGCUGGGAGGCUGCUAGCCAGAUCAACCAAAAGCACGUGGAAUAGUCACUUCUGCUUGCAUUUGAUUAUCUCUUGCAAGUGUCCUAAGUAUGGAUUGUAAUCCUGGGGUCUCACUGUCAUUUUUGUAUAAAAACGACCCAUUUUAUUCUCUUUGCCUGUCUGAUUUAAUGAGAGCUCCCCAGGGUGUGAGCAACCAGUUUCUGAAAGAGCAAAGGAAUCUAACUGAGUCAUUAAAGAGGAUAGAUCGUUGUCAAAUGAGCAGAUUAGGACAACUGAAUGAAGAAAAGAAACAGUUUGCUCUGCUGAUGAAGAGAAGACUGACCCCUAAAAGCAGCAGCAGGCUUAUUUCUCUGGCAGGAGAAAGGGACUCCAUAAGGAGCUUCUCAGCAAAGACUUUUAGAGACCUGACAUCUGCAAAAAACAGCAUAGAAAGCUUUGAAACUGUGUCAACUGUGUCCAGUUACAGGACUGAUUCUACAGCCUCGAAAAGCUCUAAUUCUGAGGGGAAGAAAUGGAGAAAUCAUACAAGUCACCUCCCUGUGCGCAGGGAGUACAGUAGCACUAUACUACAGGAAAAGAGAUGUCAGUAUGGAGAGACUGCCCAACUCCUCGUAAGAAGUGAGAGCUGCUUCCCUCGCCUGGGAUCAGAAAACAUCAGUAAAGCCGCCUUCCUUACUACCAGGGGAAAUUCAUGAUGUCUACUUAUUUACUUUGUAUCAGUAUGAAACAAAUCAGACACAUAGGCAACCCCAAAGUUACUUAUGGAAGAGAGAGAACAGUUUAACCAACUGUGUCUAUGAGUAGUGUGCAAAUUUAUUUAGUGUCACCUGCUUGUCUUGUACAGGUCAGAAUGAUCACACAAGGUAUUCUCAGAUGAUUCUCUGGAAAAAUACAGAAUUCUGAGCAAUUUCACAAAAUGUCCUGUUCUAUUGGGGGAAGGGGUUGUUGGCAAUUUAUUUGAGGUUCUUAAUAAAGGGGUAAUAAUUUUC